AUGCUUAAGAGCACACCCACAAAUUCGAGUACAGAAUGGAUUAAAACUUUGAUCGAAGACGGUGAACUAAAAUUGAUAGAUAGUUCUGAAUUUGAAAUCGAUCAGGUCUGCUAUUCUAUCGGGAGUUUUAGUUUAAUAGAACUUCAUCGUUGGAAAACGAAAAAUAUAAAAGUAGUCCUGAAACAUACAGCCGAACUAUUAGAUAGUGAACAGGAUACACACGAGAGUCUUAUUCGAGAGUUAAAAGUAUAUAAAGAAAUCUACAAAGUUAAAGAGAAUGUAGUUCAUGACCCUAAUGAGGAAACAAGUAACGUUAAACGAAAAGGUUUCGAUAAUAUUCUUAGAUUCUACGGAAUAAGUUACUUUGAAGGAGUAGAAAAAGACUACAAGCUUGUUCUCGAAUACGCGAACAAAGGAGACCUACGUCAGUAUAUGAAACGUAAUGGAGCCAUGAUGGAUUGGAUCGAAAAGAUUAAUAUUGUUUGUCAAAUUCUAAAUGGUCUUUUUUUUUUACAUUCCAAUGAAAUAUUACACCGUGAUUUGCAUACCGAAAAUAUUUUAGUUCAACAAUCUGAAACUGAAGAAAUACGUAUACUUAUAGCUGAUUAUGGAUUUUCCAAGGUUCUAUCUCGUGGCAGUUUAUCGAUAUCCCAGAUUAUGUUUGGAAAAAACGUAGAAAACAGAAAGAAUGAUGAUUAUCGAUCGUCAAUAAACGAAGAGGAAUUGGAUGAUCUAAUUGAUCGACUUAUUCGACUUAAAAACUCGCCAGACAAAACAUCUCUAAAAGAUGUUCAUUUGGUUUUGAAAUCAACACAAGACAACAACGAAGAG
This is a messenger RNA of Acaulospora morrowiae, 831 nucleotides long. Lineage: Eukaryota; Fungi; Glomeromycota; Glomeromycetes; Diversisporales; Acaulosporaceae. The record is from the annotation of a GenBank genome assembly.